This is a messenger RNA of Pediculus humanus corporis (human body louse), 1080 nucleotides long. RefSeq lists its product as uncharacterized. The record is from RefSeq and is a predicted model, not a curated record. The transcript is spliced from 7 exons. NCBI's taxonomy places the organism in Eukaryota, Metazoa, Arthropoda, Insecta, Psocodea, Pediculidae. Gene Ontology annotation, molecular function: ATP hydrolysis activity; ATP binding. Gene Ontology annotation, cellular component: mitochondrial outer membrane. Bases 1 to 1080 code for a protein of 359 amino acids.
AUGGGGGACCAAGCAUAUCAAAUUUUGCAAAAAGAACUUUUUGCUACUGUAGUUAAAAUGAGUAUCAUGGUUGGCGUUUCUUAUUUUACCAUUUCUUGGUUUCUUAAAAAAUUAGACAUAAAUGGAAAUAGAGGAGAGGCAGCAAAGAAAAAGGCAGCUUUUCAGUUGAAAAAAAUUGGAAAAACUGAGUUAAAGCUAACAGAACAUGAAUUGAUGAUAGCCAGUCAUUUAAUAGCACCAAGUGAAAUCGAUGUAAGUUGGAAAGAUGUUGGAGGUUUAGAAAAUGUUUUAGAUGACAUUGUUGAAACUGUCAUAUUUCCUAUCACGAAAAGCAAAUUAUUAGGAAAUUCAAAACUUACAAGGCCACCUAAAGGUGUUUUACUUCAUGGUCCCCCAGGAUGUGGUAAAACAUUAAUAGCCAAGGCCACUGCAAAGGAAGCCAAAACCUCAUUUAUAAAUUUAGAUAUAUCUAUAUUGACAGAUAAAUGGUAUGGAGAAUCUCAGAAACUUGUUUCAGCUUUGUUUUCUUUAGCAUCCAAACUUCAACCAUGUAUUAUUUUCAUCGAUGAAAUCGAUUCUCUGUUGAGGUCUAGAACUUCACGAGAUCACGAAGCGACUGCCAUGAUGAAAGCUCAAUUUAUGUUUUUAUGGGAUGGUCUCAUGACAGAUCCUGAUAAAAUUGUUAUUAUUAUGGGAGCCACAAAUAGACCUCAAGAUAUAGACAGUGCUAUACUCAGAAGAAUGCCUGCAACAUUUAUGAUACCAAUGCCAAACAAAGUACAAAGAACAGCGAUAUUAAAAUUAAUAUUAGAAAAAGAAAAUACGGAAAAAAUUGAAUACAAUGAAUUAGGUAACAAAACAAAUGGAUUUUCCGGUUCAGAUUUACACGAAUUGUGUAGAGUGGCUUCACUUUGCAGGAUAAGGGAAUUUGCUAAAAAAUUUCAUUCAUCCGGGUCUGAGGAAAACGAAACGGAAGAAUUGAGACCGAUGAACAUGAAAGAUUUGGAAGAUGCCAUUGAAAGUAUAAAUAAUUCAAAGUUAAAUUAUUUGGCUCAAUUGAAAGACGUGAAUUUAGAUUAA